Homarus americanus (American lobster) is the source of this 607-nucleotide messenger RNA. RefSeq names its product sodium-coupled monocarboxylate transporter 1-like. The annotation marks the transcript as partial. The transcript is spliced from 2 exons. Lineage: Eukaryota; Metazoa; Arthropoda; Malacostraca; Decapoda; Nephropidae. The record is from RefSeq and is a predicted model, not a curated record. Gene Ontology annotation, molecular function: symporter activity. Gene Ontology annotation, biological process: sodium ion transport.
CUGUAGUAGCUGGUGUAAUAGCUGUGGGUCUGGGCCUGCUGGUAGAGAAGUUGGGCAGCAUCUACAACGUAUCUAACAGCAUCUUAUCUGCCGUUGCCGGUCCUUUUGCUGGCAUCUUCUUUACGGGAAUUUGUGCACCAUGGGUUAACGCCAAGGGCAGCAUGGUGGGCUUCCUCCUGGCAUUCUUCUUCAACGUUUGGGUAGUUGUUGGGAAGUUUGUGCGUGGUGGUGGGAAGGUUCCACGCCUGCCACUCUCAACCAAAGGCUGCCCCGGCAACCUCGCCAAUGCCACAUUAUGCAGCUUACUCACCAACACUACCGAGGUUCUGCCAUUCAACACUCCAGUGACUGAUGCUGUAUUGUUCAACACCACAGAGAUUAAUGUUGGGUUGUGCAACACCACAUUGGCUGAUGCUGUAAUGUCCAACACCACCAUGACUGCUCUGUUGUCCAACUCCACCAUUGUCCAAGAGUCAGUACCAACAAACCACCUUACUCUUUUUUUCUGUCCUGCUAACAUUACACUCAUUACCACAAGGAGUGGAGAACAACAACUCAGAGACACACUUGUCUUUCUGCUCUCCAGGUAACUGCCCAUCACACGAGC